AAAGCGAUCAUGGCUUCUUCUUCUAGAAAUCUCUAUGCAGGAAUUGGAGAAGGUCAAUCCACUUCUAGGCCACCACUCUUUGAUGGCACCAACUAUUCCUAUUGGAAGGAACGGAUGAGAAUCUAUAUCCGUUCCACCAACUUCCAAUUAUGGUUGGUCAUCAAAAACGGAGAGGAAAUCCCAAUGAAGAAAGUAGGAGAAACCACGGUUCCAAAAACCGAGGACGAGUUUGAUGCUGAGGACAUCAAGAAGGUUGAAAACUACGCAAAAGCUAUCAACAUGCUUUACUAUGCAGUUAACCCCGAUGACUACCGGAAAAUCUCUUGCUGCACAACUGCCAAGGAGAUGUGGGACAAGCUUGAAGUGACGUACGAAGGUACCGAUCAAGUUCGUGAAGCCAAGAUCGAUUUUCUCACCCAAGAGUACGAAAUGUUCCGAAUGAAAGAAGGUGAGAAAAUCGAUGACAUGUUCAACCGAUUCUCAAAGAUCAUCAACGAUCUUCAUGCUCUCAAAAAGACUUACGCCAACAAGGAUCUCGUGAGGAAAAUCCUGCGGAGUCUCACACCCGAAUGGAGGUCAAAAGCCGAUGCAAUCUAUGAAUCCAUUGGAGUCUCAAAUGUCACCAUCGACGGGCUAAGAGAAGAUAAUACUCGCUUGGCGAGAAAGGCUAUUUGUGAUGAUCUUGUAGACUCACUUGAAAGAAUGCACAUUGAAGACGAUGAGGAAGACACGCUAUUAUACACCAACCCGCAACCACAACCUGAGGAAACACCUCAAGUGAUGGUCGAAAAUGAGGAUCACGCGGACGAAGAAGAACACGAGGAAGCCGAGGAACAAGAGGAAACCGAGCUUCCCAUUGCUUGGAGAACGCACAAGAACCAUCCACUUGAUCAG
Cuscuta campestris is the source of this 894-nucleotide messenger RNA. Lineage: Eukaryota; Viridiplantae; Streptophyta; Magnoliopsida; Solanales; Convolvulaceae. The record is from the annotation of a GenBank genome assembly.